UGUGUCCCUUGGACACAGCGGAUCACCGAUCACAGAAAGAGCCGAAGAUGUUGGCUCGGUCAUGUGAUCAGCUGUGUCCAGUCACAGCUGAUCACAUGGGACAUGUACACUGAUCAUCAGGGCAGUGAUUAUCAGUGUAGCCCCAGCAGUGCCACCUGUCAGUGCUCAUUAGUGCCUUGUGCCAGUGCCCAUCAGUGCAACAUCAAUGCCACAUAUCAGUGCCCAUCUGAACUGCCUUUCAGUGCCACCUAUCAAUGCCAAUCAGUGCCACCAAUCAGUGCCGCCUAUCAGUGCCGCCUGUCA
Molecule: messenger RNA, 303 nt
Organism: Staurois parvus
Lineage: Eukaryota; Metazoa; Chordata; Amphibia; Anura; Ranidae
Source: the annotation of a GenBank genome assembly